AUGGCUCAUCGUUUAAAUCAACUGCGAACAUCAACAUUGACGACGCACGAUCAGUUCUCGUCAACUUCAACUACUCUUAUUUCGUCUCCACGCACACCAGGGAAAAAACUGACUAAGGGUGAUCCAAUUGUUACUGGUAUACGUCUACGCCCAUUUCUUGAACGUGAAUCUGCUAUUGAUGAUACAUCAGCCGUACAAAUAUUUGAAAAUAAUGUUAUUUGUACACAAAAUAGUCGACCACAAAUAUUUAAAUUUACACAUUGUUUCGAUGCUGCUGCAAAAAAUAAAACUAUUUAUGAUGGAAUGAUUCGAUCAGCUGUUCUUGCUUCUUUACAAGGAUACAAUACAACUGUAUUAGCUUAUGGUCAAACAGCAUCUGGCAAAUCGCAUUCUAUAUUUGGUUCAUCAUGUGAAGAAGGCAUUUUGUCAUUAAGUAUUCAUGAUUUAAUAACAAUGAAUGGGAAGAAUCAUUUAAAAUUUGAAUUAAGUUUUCUUGAAAUUUAUAAUGAAAAAGUAACAGAUUUACUUGCAAUGCCAACAACAUCAAAUGAACAAUUAAAUCAAAAACCCUCAACGAAAUCUUCAACUACAUUGUCAUUUUCAAAACAAGCACGUACACAUAUUUUAAAUAAACUUGUACCAAGUUCAAAUUCAUCAAAUAAUGCGACACGUACCCUUGAAAUUCGUGAACAUCCAUUACUUGGUCCAUAUGUUCCAGAUUUAAAGUAUAUUCAAGUGAAGAGUAAAGAAGAUUUUCAAAAUGUUUUAAAUAUGGGUAAUCAACAACGUUCAGUUGCAUCAACAAAUGCUAAUCAACGAUCAUCAAGAUCACAUGCUAUAUUUACUGUUAAAAUAAGUCGUAUUGAUGUACCACAAUCAACAACAACGCGUUUGUCAUUUGGAUUAAAUUCAGCACAUUCUGUGUCAAAUAUUGGUAAAAGUACAACAAAUUCUAGUUCAUCAAAGAAAAGUGCAAAGCAACAAGCGCAAGAGGAACUAGAUGCACAAGCUGUGCGAUUAAAUUUUGUUGAUUUAGCUGGCAGUGAAAAAUCACAACAAUAUAAUGGGUCUCAAGGAAAAAAUGAUCGAUUUGCGGAAAGCAUUCAUAUUAAUCAAUCGUUAUCUACACUACGUAACGUAAUUGAUGCACUGUCUCGUCAACAAAGUCAUAUUCCUUAUCGAGAUUCAAGUUUAACUUAUUUAUUAAAAAAUAGCCUUGGCGGUGAUGCAAAAACAUUUAUGUUAGCAACAAUUAGUCCAUCGUCAACUGUUAUAGAUGAAACAAUCAAUACAUUACGUUAUGCAGGUCUUGCUUCAACCAUUACGAAUGUACCUCGAAUAAAAACUCCACAUUUACGACAUGAAAUCGAUGAAUUACGUGAAGAAAAUGCACGUCUGAAACAAGAAUUAUUUCUUGUUAAAUCUAAAUCAAUGCCAUCAAUACAUCCAACAGUUAAUAAAAUAUCUUUGACACGCAUUGAUGAAUGUCUACAAACAAGUUUUCAAGCUGAAUCAUCGACAUCACAAGAAGAAAUAAAUGAUGAAAAACUUGAUACUGUUGAUGAAGAAAUUUUAGCUCAAAUUGAAAAUCAAUGUCGUCGACCGAAAAGAAAACGAUUAUCUGAGCAACCGCUUCAUGAAAUUGCUAAAAUACGCAAGAUCGAUGAUACAAUGCUUCAUCGAAGAUUAGGAACGAUUCUCAGUUACGUUACAGAUGAUUUUUCAAUAAUCAAUGACAAUGGUAUUCUUGUUAUUUCGGAUGAAUUGAAUAUAGAUAUGAAAAAGAAUUCAUCUUCAUGGAUAGAUGCAUUAGAAAGAUUUGAUCGAAGUGUUGAUAUUAAUUCAAUAACGAAAAAAGAGAUUGUCGAUUCACUCAAUAUUCUAUUUGAUAAUCAAGAAUGA
Messenger RNA from Rotaria socialis, 1902 nucleotides. Lineage: Eukaryota; Metazoa; Rotifera; Eurotatoria; Philodinida; Philodinidae. The record is from the annotation of a GenBank genome assembly.